Molecule: messenger RNA, 1191 nt
Organism: Histoplasma mississippiense
Lineage: Eukaryota; Fungi; Ascomycota; Eurotiomycetes; Onygenales; Ajellomycetaceae
Exons: 3
Coding region: 1-1191 (396 amino acids)
Biological process (GO): mitochondrial translation
Cellular component (GO): mitochondrial small ribosomal subunit
Molecular function (GO): structural constituent of ribosome
Source: RefSeq, a predicted model, not a curated record
AUGCCUCCUCGGCUGGGGGGCCCUUGCGACGGCUUUCUCACAGCCUCAACCCCCGCAUCCACAUCAUCUAACACCACCUGCCAAUGCCGACUACAACAUGGCGCUGCAGCUUCCCAAGCCCAGGCCGAGCCCCAAAACGACAAAGAAGAAGAAAAGCGACGAAAAGUCCACCUGUGGCUAAAAGGCCCGGGCGCAGUCUUUAAAGACCCAAAACCGGGCAGCACGAACUACAUCAACGCCUACAGCAAUCAGGGCGUGCUCAUCCGUUCCAAGGAGGGCGGCAAAGACACUGAUGCGGAAACGCUGGAAGACCUCAGACCAUUCCCGCUUAAUCCGACGUUUGUGAGCGAGUCGGUGCUCAGUGAGGAUUUAAGGAAUGAGAUCCAUAGGCAGGUUGUCGAGUAUGGCAAGUCGCCCAGGGAAGUUAGUGUUAUGCAUGGGGUGGAUUUGAAAAGAGUGGCGGCUGUGGUGAGGUUGGUGGAGCUGGAGAAGAAAUGGGUUGCAGAGAACAAACCUCGAGCGAUCCCAUACGCUCGCGCCGUACACCAAAUGAUCCCCACUACACCAUUAAAAAAAUAUCCCGAGCGGCCUAUUCCCCACGAAUCCAUAAACGAUCUCCCCGUCCACCGACUCACAGAGGCUCAAAUUUUCUACCCUGUCUCUGAAUCCCGGCAAUUCACCCGUGUCGAUGCGGGACGCGUCUUCUCUGCUGCACCCGCCCUCCCCCACGCCGCCGCCAACACACCACAUAAUACCCCCGAAGCCAUCGAAAAAACAACGUGCAACCCACACAUGAUUGAAAAAGUCGGCAAACCAAACGACGAGGAAGAAGUGCUUCAACCCGCAGACUACCGCAUCCCACACCCACACCUUGUCGCCUUCGCGCACGACCGGUUCCAGAAACCCGGCGAGUUCCGCGAACACAAGAAACGCUUCGCAGAACGGAUUGAGCGGGAAACGGUAGCGCUGAGGAAGCGGCAGGAGGCUGCGAGGGCAAGGGAAGAGGCGAGGAUAACCCGAGUCCAACCGGAGGGAAGUCGCUUCGAGUUCCGCUUCAGAGAUGCCGUGGUAUCCCGCGAGACGACGGGGAAGGAUGGCCGUGGAACAACUGCUCCUGGUCGCCGGUAUGGUGUGCCUAAUUACGAGAGGAAGAGAGGCACGAUCAAGAUACCCACUAAAGUGGAGGUGUAA